AUGGCGAUCGAUCUUCAGCCAUGGCUGGAUGGCAUUGAUGCCAGCAUGGUAUUCCACCCAGCUAACGCCUUUGUGAUCUCGUGCGGCACCGUGACGCUUGACCUCGGCCGUGGAAAGGUGCUGUUGAUUUGGAACCGGAACCUUUCGAUCUUUCAGCUGCCCAAGGGUCGAAGGAACAUUGACGAGCCCAUGCUCAACGCGGCUCUGCGCGAGACAUACGAAGAGACCGGAGUGCGGGCGGCGCCUCUGGAGCUCAACAUUGCUACGAGAGCAACACCGCCUACCGUCGACGAAGGGGCUGAUGGGCCACCACAAAAGAGCCCACAGAUCACCGAAGGACACCUGAGCACCGAGUUUGUCGGUACCUGCCUCUAUCCAGACCCGCAGUCGGACACCAAAGCGCUCAAGGCCGUCUUCUUCUUCGUGGCAACGGCUGACUCGACGGCCACACGAGACCAUGGGACGCAGGAGACAUAUGAAAAGCUCGAGGCUUCAUGGGUUCUUAUCUCGGAGGUGGACCAGAAACUCCGAUUUGCGAGCGAAGUUGCUGUUGUGAAGAAGGCGAUAGCCGAUGUUAGGAAAUCGGGAUAUACCAUCAACAAUGCCUAG
This is a messenger RNA of Neurospora tetrasperma FGSC 2508, 609 nucleotides long. RefSeq lists its product as uncharacterized. Gene Ontology annotation, biological process: AMP biosynthetic process; ATP biosynthetic process. NCBI's taxonomy places the organism in Eukaryota, Fungi, Ascomycota, Sordariomycetes, Sordariales, Sordariaceae. The record is from RefSeq and is a predicted model, not a curated record. The transcript has a single exon. Bases 1 to 609 code for a protein of 202 amino acids. Gene Ontology annotation, molecular function: bis(5'-nucleosyl)-tetraphosphatase (asymmetrical) activity.